UAUAAAUACUUUACAAUCCAGCUAAAAUGAAAUUAUACGAAUAAUGAAGUAUUUCAAAGAAUUAACAUUUUUGCUUGUCAUAUUUAUGGCCCAAGCCAUGGCUCAAUGGCAACGUUGCGUGGGAUCGCCUUGGUUGGCUACUUGUUCUCCCCAUGGCAGUUGGGGUAGAGGUGGUCGUGGCUGUCGUUCUCGUGUUUUGUGGUGGUAUGAUCGUCAUCUAAGAUCCUGUCGUCAAAUGUGGUAUUUAGGCUGUGGUGGCAAUUCAAAUCGUUGGUGCUCCCAACAAGAAUGUUUGCAGAGAUGUCGUCGAUAAAUUAAAUUUGAAAUGUUUUGAAGGGCUUUAAGUAAAUAAAAUUUUGAUUUUUGAACUAGAA
Molecule: messenger RNA, 374 nt
Organism: Lucilia cuprina (Australian sheep blowfly)
Lineage: Eukaryota; Metazoa; Arthropoda; Insecta; Diptera; Calliphoridae
Product: male accessory gland serine protease inhibitor-like
Exons: 2
Coding region: 44-313 (89 amino acids)
Molecular function (GO): serine-type endopeptidase inhibitor activity
Source: RefSeq, a predicted model, not a curated record